GCUACCAGUGUAGUUACAACUGCAACUGUCCCAACGUCACGUGUGAUUCUAGAGAUGGGUGUCGAAAUCAGACCUGCAACAGAGGGUGGUCAGGACCGACAUGCCAGAAAUAUAACAAAGCACUCGGUAAACCAACAAACGCCAGUAGCAUCUACAUGCCAUCACUAAAUGCUGUAGAUGGUAACACCAGUGCGCAAGACCAUCGCUACUGCUUUCAUUCAGCCUUCAAUGACGCUAAUAUAACAGUUGCGUGGUGGAGAGUGGAUCUGAGUAAGAUGACACAAGUUCAUGACGUCACCAUAUACUUCAGGACAGACCAUAAAGAUCGUCGGAAUGGUAUCCAGAUUUACAUAGCCGAUACUUUUGCAAACCCAACUGAUGGGGUCAACUGCAACAACGUGACAGAGAAAGAGGACAGGACAGCCAUACCUGGUGUUUUGGACGUCACGUGUUCUGGUAAAGGGCGCUAUCUAGUGCUGUACACAACUGUAAAACACAGCCCAAAAAGAGUUCCUAUUUUGGAUUUCUGCGAAGUGCAGGUUGACGUUUGCGGUCCUGGUACAUUCGGCGCUGACUGUGACAACUACUGCCACUGUGACGGUGAGGUGUGCGACUACGUGAGCGGCGUCUGUCCGAGUGGAGGCUGUCUUUCAGGCUGGCAGCAAGACAAGUGUGACACAGAGUGUACUCCAGGCAAUUAUGGACCAAACUGUAGUCAGAAAUGCUCUAAUCGGAACUGCAAGACCGACAACUCUAGCUGUGUCCGCGUGACAGGGGAGUGUGUUGGGGGUUGCAUGACAGGGUGGAAUGGAACAGACUGUACACAGAAAUGCCUACUUACCUACGGAGACGGCUGUGCCAACCUGUGCUCUGACAGACACUGCAGUGGGACAUUAACAUGUGAUCACGUAACCGGGAAGUGUGAAUACGGCUGCAAUCCCGGAUGGAAGGAAGCUGACUGCACAACAGAGUGCAUCCAGGGCAUAGAGUACGGAUCUGGCUGUGUUGGUAACUGCAGUGCCCGGAUGUGUGAUGGCGGGACAGGCUCCUGUCCCAAGAAAACAGGCCAGUGUGAUUCAGUCUGUCUAUCAGGGUGGCAGGGAGAAGACUGCGCACAGAAAUGUAGAACCGGGUCAUUCGGUGAAAACUGUACAGGAGAAUGUGGCCAGUGUCGUGACGACAACUGUCAUCAUGUCAACGGAACCUGCCUUACUGGAUGCAAUGAUGGGUGGACUAACCUCACAUGUACACAAACUAGCAGGCUGAAGCCUCAACGUCCGAUGUAG
Haliotis rufescens (red abalone) is the source of this 1286-nucleotide messenger RNA. RefSeq names its product multiple epidermal growth factor-like domains protein 10. Bases 156 to 1286 code for a protein of 376 amino acids. The transcript has 9 exons. Gene Ontology annotation, molecular function: scavenger receptor activity. The record is from RefSeq and is a predicted model, not a curated record. NCBI's taxonomy places the organism in Eukaryota, Metazoa, Mollusca, Gastropoda, Lepetellida, Haliotidae.